This is a messenger RNA of Lathyrus oleraceus (garden pea), 3059 nucleotides long. Lineage: Eukaryota; Viridiplantae; Streptophyta; Magnoliopsida; Fabales; Fabaceae. The record is from RefSeq and is a predicted model, not a curated record.
UGCAAUCUUCGCUCACUUCCACCUCUCAAAAAACACGUCUUCUGUUAUCUGUUCCUCUUUCAAGCACUCCAAAUCCAAAAUAACCUCUUUGCUUUCUGUCAUACACAACCUUUUCCAUUUUUCUCUCCACAUCUUUCUCCUAUUUUACCCAUUCCCCUCUCCCUCUCUCUCUCUCACCUCACCUCACCAUAAUUCUCUCUCUCUAUAACCGAUUUUCUCUCUCAACACCCUCAAAAACAAACCAAUUCAUCCUCCUAUUUUCUACCUCAUUAUAAUUUUCACUAGAUCCGCAUGCUUUGCUUUCCCUUACGUGCUUGAAUAUUUCCCUCACCUCGUUUUCGUUCCCGUUUUCGUAACCUCUUUAGCUCUAUCUUUCUUCUGAGGGAUAGUUGUGGGGAUUGAUUUUGUUAGAGAGAGUUUCGAGGGGAAGUUCUCCUUUUUUGAUUCAGUUUUUCACUGUCUUCUUUUGGGGGGGUAGCCGGGGCUUUUGCCUCGGCGGGUUUUAAAGCCCCCACGUUCACAAACUAAUUACUUUUCCUCAUUCAAACAAACCCUAUUUAACCUAUUUUUUCGUUCACGGAAGAUAUAGAUAUGCCGGCUUUAACUUGUUUUGUGGAUGGUGCUGCUGCACUCCUACAUCCUCCCGGAUACGCUCUCGCCGGAGAUUUCACUCUUCCGUUGCCGUUCACAUUUUCUGCUGCGGCGACAAUAACCGAUGAUGCUGAUGCCACCGCGGUUGAGGAUUCCAAUUCCAUUUGGUCUCCUUCACUUUCCAGCAAACUGUUCAGAAUUGAUGGCUGGGGCUUUCCCUAUUUUGGUGUUAACGCUGCUGGUGACAUCUCCGUUAGGCCUCAUGGCUCGGCGACGAUGUCUCACCAGGAGAUUGAUUUGCUCAAGGUUGUGAAAAAAGCCUCCGAUCCGAAAUGCUGUGGCGGACUCGGGUUACAGCUGCCUCUUGUUGUUCGGUUUCCUGAUGUUUUGAAGGAUCGUCUUGAGUCCAUUCAUGCGGCUUUUGACGGUGCGAUUCAGUUGCAGGGGUAUGAAUCUCAUUACCAAGGUGUUUAUCCUGUGAAGUGUAACCAGGAUAGGUAUAUUGUGGAGGACAUUGUUGAGUUCGGGUCUUCGUUUCGGUUCGGGUUAGAAGCUGGGUCGAAACCCGAACUGCUUCUGGCUAUGAGCUGUUUGUGUAAAGGCAACAGAGAAGCCUUUCUGGUUUGCAAUGGUUUCAAAGACAGUGAGUAUAUCUCUCUGGCUUUGAUUGCAAGGAAGCUGGCUUUGAACACUGUUAUUGUUCUUGAGCAAGAGGAAGAGCUUGAUAUGGUGGUUGAGAUCAGCAACAAGCUCUGCAUUCGUCCUGUGAUUGGUGUUCGUGCGAAGUUGAAGACCAAACAUUCUGGCCAUUUUGGUGCAACUUCUGGUGAUAAAGGUAAAUUUGGUUUAACUACAAUUCAGAUUUUGCAUGUGGUGAAGAAGCUUGAACAAUUAGAUAUGCUUGAUUGUCUCCAAUUGUUGCAUUUUCAUAUUGGUUCUCAAAUUCCCACAACUGAGUUGCUUGCUGAUGGUGUUAGAGAAGCUUCACAGAUCUAUUGUGAAUUGCUUCGUUUGGGUGCCCAGAUGAAAGUUUUGGAUAUUGGGGGUGGUUUGGGAAUAGAUUACGAUGGUUCAAAGUCUGGUGAUUCUGAUGAAUCUGUUGCUUAUGGUUUAGAAGAGUAUGCAGCUGCUGUUGUUCAUGCUGUGAAAUAUGUAUGUGAUCGUAAGAACGUGAAGCACCCUGUGAUUUGCAGUGAGAGUGGUAGGGCCAUUGUGUCUCAUCAUUCCAUUUUGAUUUUUGAGGCUAGUGGUGCAAGUACAAACACUGCUCCUUCGUUGUCCUCCAUUGAGUUACAGUAUUUAGGCGAAGGGCUCUCUGAAGAAGCACUUGCUGAUUAUCAGAACAUUUCUGCUGCUACCCUUCGCGGUGAAUAUGAAGCAUGCUUGCUCUACACUGAACAAUUCAAGAAACGCUGUGUUGAGGAAUUCAAGCAAGGGACUUUAGGGAUUGAACAGCUUGCUGCAGUGGAUGGUCUGUGUGAUUUGAUAACGGAGACAAUCGGGGUCAAGGAUCCUGUUAAGAAGUACCAUGUGAACCUUUCUGUGUUCACCUCUGUUCCUGAUUUUUGGGGCAUAAAUCAGUUGUUUCCCAUUGUCCCCAUUCACCGUUUGGAUGAGAAACCAACUGCGAGGGGUAUUUUAUCUGACCUGACUUGUGACAGUGAUGGGAAGAUUGACAAGUUCAUUGGCGGUGAGUCAAGCUUGCCGCUUCAUGAAAUGGAAGGACACGGUGGGGGAUACUAUCUAGGAAUGUUCUUGGGCGGGUCUUAUGAGGAGGCGCUUGGUGGGUUGCACAACCUGUUUGGUGGCCCUAGUGUAGUUAGGGUGUUACAGAGCGAUGGUCCACACGGUUUUGCUGUUACGCGGGCAGUUGCUGGAUCGUCUUGUGCAGAUGUCCUUCGAGUGAUGCAGCACGAGCCGCAGCUCAUGUUUGAGACGCUUAAGCACCGGGCACUUGAGUUUUGUGGACAGCAUGAUGAUGACAGUGUGGUGAAUGCAGGGGUGUUGGCAAAUAGUUUAGCUCAAUCCUUUGAUAACAUGCCUUAUCUGGUUUCAUCCACAACCUGUUGCUUGAAUGCUCUCACGAACAAUAAUGGAUUUUACUACUGUUCUGGUGAUGAUUUCAGUGCAGAUACUGUUUCUGUUGCCACUUCUGUUGCUGGAGAAGAUGAGAAUUGGUCUUAUUGAUGUGCUUGAGUAUCGACUUUUCUAGCAUUCCCUUUUCAUUAUGAUGUUGUUGGUUGUUGUCAAGGUGGUCUUUUCUUUAUCAUUCUAUUUUUUUUUUUUUGGUUUAGCAAAGAAUGUUUGAAGAAGCAGCACAGGGUCUUCAUGUGCCUUUGUUUGCAAUUUCGACUUCUUAAUGUUGGAUUUCUGUAGUUUAUUUUCUUUGUUGCCUUGAUUUUUGUGUUUGGAAUAAACCAUUCAACUCCUUGAUUUUUGGUGUGUUGAGAAUAAACAAUUCAACUUCA